AUGGCAGCUCGACAAACGGCUUUUAAGGCAAAGAAGCUGAGCGGCAUUCCGGACAGCCUUCAGGCGUCUCUUAGCAGGUCCCGCGCCGCCUAUCACCAAGUGGGCACCAGUGGACUGAGGAUCUCCAAUCCUGUCUUUGGGGGUGCGCAUAUUGGUAGCUCCAGGUGGUUCCCCUGGGUGAUGAAUGAAGAACAGGCCAUUCCCCUUCUGAAGGCGGCGUAUGAUCGAGGAAUAAAUACAUGGGAUACCGCCAAUAUCUAUUCAAAUGGCGAGUCCGAGCGCAUCAUGGGUCGCGCUCUUCGACACUACAAUAUACCGCGGCGGAAGGUGGUGUUGAUGACCAAGUGCUACCGGGUGGUUUGCGACGAAGAGAACUAUGACCCUGGCAGUGGGGUGAAUUUUCAUAACGAUUUGGGCAAUCAGAGCAAGGACUAUGUCAACUCUUGCGGAUUAUCCCGAUCCGCCAUCUUCAACGCCGUGGAGGCGUCCCUGGAGCGAUUGGGAUCAACAUACAUUGACGUUCUUCAAAUCCACCGGUUCGAUGAAGAAGUGUCCCCGGAAGAGACCAUGCAUGCCCUACACGAUCUAGUUCGAGUGGGCAAAGUGCGAUAUCUCGGCGCCAGUUCGAUGUGGGCCUAUCAACUCGCCAUCCUCCAGCACACAGCCGAAAAAUAUAACCUGACGAAGAUUAUCUCCAUGCAGCAUCACUACAACUUGCUAUACCGGGAGGAGGAGAGGGAGAUGAUUCCCUACUGUCGUCAAUCCGGCGUCGGCUCGCUAGCGUGGUCUCCCCUAGCAUCGGGUCAGCUUGCGCGAGCCCCCGAAAAAAACGGCACGACCCUUCGCUCUCAGGCUCACAAAACCGGAGCCUUCUAUCUCAAUGCAGAAGGGGAAAACUCAGACUUGAUCCUUUCGAGGGUGUGGGAGAUUUCCCAGGCUCGGGGAUGGCCCCCUAGCCAUGUGGCUCUGGCGUGGUUAGCUCGCCGCGGGUCGAUUCCCCUGAUUGGUUUCGGCUCCGUUGAACGGAUUGACGAAGCCUUGGAUGCACGGGAUAAGUGCCUUACGCUUGAGGAGGAGGCUUAUCUGGAAGAAGUCUACCGGCCACGGGCGAUUGAGGGACAUUGCUGA
This is a messenger RNA of Aspergillus campestris IBT 28561, 1128 nucleotides long. RefSeq names its product aldo/keto reductase. The record is from RefSeq and is a predicted model, not a curated record. The transcript has 4 exons. Lineage: Eukaryota; Fungi; Ascomycota; Eurotiomycetes; Eurotiales; Aspergillaceae. Bases 1 to 1128 code for a protein of 375 amino acids.